GCGGGCUGGGGCUGGGGCGGCGGCGGCCGGCAAGACCUGCGGCCGCGGGGAGCGGUCUUGGCGUGUCCCAUCCCCUCCGUCUCCUCGCACGGUUCUGCGACCCGCUCUCGGGCCCAGCGGCCUUAGCCUCUGGCCAUGGACUCGCAGAAAGAAGCUCUGCAAAGGAUCAUUUCAACUUUGGCAAGUAAAAAUGAUGAAAUUCAGAACUUUAUUGAUACACUAAAUCAAACACUAAAAGGAGUUCAGGAAAAUUCUUCUAACAUACUUUCAGAGUUAGAUGAAGAAUUUGACAGUUUAUACUCCAUAUUGGAUGAGGUGAAAGAAAGCAUGGUUAACAGUAUCAAGCAGGAACAAGCUCGUAAGUCACAAGAGUUACAGAGUCAGCUUAGUCAAUGUAAUAAUGCCCUGGAAAACUCAGAAGAAUUAUUAGAAUUUGCAACACGGUCAUUAGAUAUAAAGGAACCUGAAGAAUUUUCAAAGGCUGCCAGACAGAUCAAGGAUAGAGUAACAAUGGCUUCAGCCUUUCGCCUUUCUUUGAAACCAAAGGUCAGUGACAACAUGACUCAUUUAAUGGUGGAUUUUUCUCAGGAAAGACAGAUGCUGCAAACUUUGAAGUUUUUGCCAGUCCCCAAAGCUCCAGAGAUAGAUCCAGUCGAGUGUCUGGUGGCUGACAACUCUGUCACGGUAGCUUGGAGAAUGCCAGAAGAAGAUAACAAGAUUGACCAUUUUAUACUGGAAUAUAGGAAAACUAAUUUUGAUGGACUUCCACGCGUAAAGGAUGAGCGAUGCUGGGAGAUCAUUGAUAAUAUUAAGGGUACUGAAUAUACGCUAUCAGGCUUAAAGUUUGAUUCGAAAUAUAUGAAUUUCAGAGUGCGAGCUUGUAACAAGGCUGUGGCUGGAGAGUAUUCUGAUCCUGUGACUCUAGAGACCAAAGCGCUUAACUUCAAUUUGGAUAACUCAUCAUCCCAUUUGAACCUGAGAGUUGAAGAUACCUGUGUAGAGUGGGAUCCUACUGGAGGAAAAGGUCAAGAAAAAGUUAAAGGAAAAGAGAACAAGGGCAGUGGCCAUGUUACUUCACUGAAGAAGCAUACAAGAAGUGGUACGCCAUCCCCUAAACGGACAUCCGUGGGCUCCAGGCCACCAGCAGUAAGAGGCAGCAGAGAUCGUUUUACUGGGGAGUCAUACACGGUGCUGGGAGACACUGCUAUUGAAAACGGACAGCAUUAUUGGGAGGUCAAGGCCCAGAAGGAUUGUAAAUCCUACAGUGUAGGAGUAGCAUACAAGACUUUGGGGAAAUUUGACCAAUUAGGAAAGACAAAUACUAGUUGGUGUAUCCAUGUCAACAACUGGCUACAAAACACAUUUGCAGCAAAGCAUAAUAAUAAAGUCAAAGCCUUGGAUGUUACCGUUCCUGAAAGAAUAGGUGUAUUUUGUGAUUUUGAUGGGGGUCUACUUUCUUUCUAUGAUGCAAACUCAAAACAGUUGUUGUAUUCCUUUAAGACAAAAUUUACUCAGCCAGUACUACCUGGUUUCAUGGUUUGGUGUGGUGGACUUUCUUUGAGUACGGGGAUGCAGGUUCCAAGUGCUGUGAGAACACUGCAGAAAAGUGAAAAUGGAAUGACUGGUUCAGCUAGCAGUCUAAACACUGUUCCUCAGUAAUGCGUACUCAGAACACGUUUACCCCGCUGUGGAUUGGGUGGCCUUUUCUGUGUAGUUACUAAUCACAGAAAUUUGAGUGGUGGAAAUCAGGUUUGCUAUCUUCUGCUUUAAGGCCUGGAAUCUGUUAGCAUUAAGCAUCUAGUACGAAGCAUUCACAGGAACCUACUGUGCAAUAGCAUUAAAGCAAAACGAUAUCAAGCAAGAAACUGUUUUGAAGAGUGAACGGGAAAAAAGGCCGUGUUUGAAUAGUUACAUAGAAGCCCAUUGUUACUUUUUUGGGAUUACUUUGGCUCUGCUAAUAUGUUCAGUUACAUAUGGUAGCCCUAGGGCCUGAAGUGAAAAGCAUUGAGAUCUUGCCUUCUUUCUUCUGUACUUAGUCUUUAUCGCCUCACCUCAUAGUAUUUAGUUCUUACACCCAGCUUUAAAAAUAUACAGUCCUCUUAAGUGUUUCUAAAAACUGAAAUAAUUGGUUGGGGGUGCUAGAAAGGUUUUCUUACAAUGGUUUAUUUUUCCCCUUUUAUAAAUAAGUUGAGUUUUGCUAAAUUAUCCUCUUUUGUUCAUUGACUGGAUUGUAUAUCAUUUUCUCUUUUCCAAAUAUCGUGAUAUUUCUGUUGUGGUUACAGAAAGUGGAAGAGUUUCUAGACAUACUCAAAGGGAUAUUCUUUAUAUGUUGCCCUGUUUAAUUAGACUUCUUUUCAUUCCAUCAUUUUGGAUGUUGGGUAAGAUUUUUUUUAAAGCUUUAUAUUUUCUCAUUUUGUUGUCUAGUUCAAUACUACCUUUAAUAGUUAUCUUUGGUAAAAUUCCCACUUGAUUUUGGUAAUAACUGACAAUAAUUAUACUGAUUUUUAACGUUUCUAGUUGGAAUGAGAGUUUAUUAACAUUAUAUAGAAGGUAGAAAAACCUACACUACUCAAGUUUUAUCUAAGAAGGAUAGGUUAUAAAGGGAGGUGCUUAAAACUAUUCUUUACUGAAAUCAUUUUUAUCUGCUUUUUAAUAAGAUAUGGAAUGGUUUAAACAAGUGUUUUGAAAAAAAUCUACAUAUCUGGCACAUGAGUUUUUCAAAUGUAACUAUUCAGAGGUUAUUUUCCUUUUGCUACAUUUAUUUGCUUUCUAAAGAGGUGUAAUUUUUCCAAAACUCAACAUAGAAUAAUCUUUCCCAAGCUUAGGGAGAUGAGUAAAACCCAUGGUUAUUGAGCAGAACUAUCUAUUUUUUAAUAAGUUGAUUAAAAUUUGUAACAAGUAUUUUGAGCCAAACUGAAAGUUGUAAUUACAGUAUUUAAGAAGUUCUUGAACAUUUUAAAGAGGUCUGAAUUUGUAUAUUCCUUAAUUUUUGGAACUUUUACUUUCUCAUGUUGACUUUCUUUCAUUCUAAGUAUCUUGUCCUAUGACAACUUUCCCCCAAGAAAUGACCAUUGCUACUUACAUUUGAGUUUGUUUCUACAGAAAGGCCUGGAGAACAGGAAUAGCUCGUUCUCAUUUAAAGUUUACUGCUUACUGGUAGGAUGUUUUGUUCAUUGGUAAAACAAAUCUAAAUAAGGAAUUUAUUUGAACUGGGUCUUAUUUUUCCAGAGGACAUUCAUAUCUGCACCAUUGUCUGAUGACAUUUUGGUAAUGCUAAAGAUUAUAAGGCAGUCUAGAGAAUUUUGAUUCUCCAAACAAAUAUAGUUUUGGUUUUUAUUCCUCCUAGAGAUUUUGAAAGAAAUUUUUGGAUGUUCUGUUCCCUACAGCGAGGUUAUUCCAGGACCUAAGGAAACAGGAAAUUGUAAUUCUCUUUCGUAAGAGUCAAACCUGAAAGCAGUAAUUUAGUGGUGUAGCUGCUUUACGUGAACAGUUAGACAUGCAUAUUUUAGCAAAAAUGACACGGAAAAAGCCAGUUCUUGUAUAAAAAUUUUUACUAUUAUGUCUUAUAUAAUUGUGUCUUCUCUUUAAUGCAGUGCCUUCUUCCUCUCAGCAUGCUCUUGCUCCAUUCCCCAUGCAGUGUCACCUGGUAUUUAAGUCAGAUAUCAUGUUUUACUGGCAAGAGCCUUCUGUUGCAGGAGCAUGGGGAAAAGGAAAUAUUAAUCAGGGGCUGGAGGAGUGCAUAUGAUUCUUUCCUGUGCUCAUGCCAUCAUUUGAAACCCUUCAUAUAAAAUUUUCUAAUAAUCAUUCUGAAAAUUCAUUUGAAGUAAUACAAUGAUUAUUUCCAAAUAAGAAUCUGAGGUUUUCCUCUUACUGUGCUUCUUAAAGAUCUCUAAAAAUAAAGAGCAAAACGUGUGGGUUUUUAGUUUAGUUGUUUUAAGUUUGUUUGUGUGAAGUUAAACUGGAGAAGGUUUGCCACCCUCAUUUCAAACUAGAAGAUAAACAACUGUAGUGCCUAUUUAAAUAGUCUCAAAUUAACGUAACUAUUGACCAUAAUAUAUAACAUUGUCAUGGACAUUUGAAUUAAAAAACAUUGAGCUCUUUUGUUCAAUUCAAUACAUUGUGGAAAGUUAGCAUACCCUUUUAACACUCUUUGUUGGUUUAGUUACUCUUUGUUUUGACAGGUCAAACAUGAUUGCUUUCUGUAAAAGAAAUGCAUGAGAGGUUGACAGUAAUGGAUGUAUCACAGGUGUAAAAAAAUUAUGUUUUAUAAAAACAUGCAUUUCUUUUAGCAGUUGAACCCCAAACCAGUUCUGGUAAACUGGAUAAAGAAAUGAAGGAAUUGCCUUAAGCACUUUAGAAAAAGAAUUUUUUUACAAUUCAUUUUGACUCUUUGGGCUUACCAUGUCACAUACGUCUUUAACUUUUGGUAAAUAUGUGUAUACCAAACAUUUAGUAGCAACGCACAUAGGAACUUUAAUAUACAGUGAGUCUUUGAAUAUUCUACGUGUAUAUAAACAAAUGGAAAGUAUUAGGGGCGUGCCUGUCUGUACAUCAGUUUGAUGGUGUCUGUGCUGUUUGACAAACCGUGAAGUGCUGCUGUACAGCCAGACUUGUCUGCUUUGUUCUGCAAACAGGAAUUUUUCCCCAUGUUAUCAUCUAAAGAGACAUUGGCUUGGUUUUAUUUACUCAUUUAUGAAAUUAAAGCAUGAACAGAAUCAUGUAUAAUUGAAUUUUUUGUGACGGAUCCUUGAUGGUAUAAAUAAAAGUAAAUAAUUUGUAAUGAAAUUUUAAUUAGGCUAAGAGAGUCCAUUUCAUGACUUACCUAGAGUGAUUAGUUUUUCUCUAUAUACUUUUUCCAUAAAAUUAUAGUUAUUUAUAUAUUUUUAGUUGUUUCUUUUGGAAACAGGGGAAAAAUUGGAAAAGGAUAUAUAUGGGAAAUGGUUAUGUCAAAGAGUAUUAAUCUUCGAAGAGGACAGUAUAGACUUCUUACUAUAAAAUAUGUGAUUCCAGGCUAAAAAUCUAAGGACUGUAUUUUCAAAUCAUCAUCAUCAUUCUUUUUUUAAAACCCUGUAUUUUGUUAGAUCAGUGUUCUUUCAUUGGCUAAUUCAUGCAACAAAUAUUUAAGUGUCUCUGAUAUGGCAGUCAUACUUUGUAUUCGGAUCUCCAAAGUUAGUGAAGUUUGAUUUACUGUGCAUAUAGUUUUCCAGCUUGUCAGUGGUGUGACAAAUUGUAUCUUAAAAACCAUGUUUUGCUAAUAAAUUUCACAAAGUAAAUUUGUUAUAGUUUAUUUAAAAAUUCAAAUUAACUGCAUAUAAUAUGGUUUACUUUUUAUAGGCACAUAAAAUGAGUCUGGAAAAGUUUCUUCCUUGAUUUUAUUUUUACACUGGAUAUGUCCUUUUAGGGAAGUGCAUGGUCAGCAUAAAUUUACUCAACAUCCAAGCAACCAUAAAGUUAUUUGUUAUUUUAAACCAAAAUGUACAUAAUGCCAGUCCUGGAGCAUUAUAAGAGGUCAUGAAUGUUUCCUUAAUCAUCACGGAAAGAUUACCUCACAUUCAGUAUAGUUGUAGUUUUGUGUGUAUCUUACAGUAUUCACAUUAUGCAAAUAUUUGUGAUCCUGAUAUGUCAUAUAUGAUAGCUUUGUUACCUGGAAUGUUUGAUUAAUGUAAAUACUUUAAGCUUUUUGAGUAAUUUGCAGUUUAAAUGGAUUACAUUUGGUAUAUAUUGUUUUUGUUGAAAAGAUAUUGUUGGACAUGCUAUAUAAAGGUUAGUAUUGGCUUAUAAAUAAAUACCAGAGACUGCCAUAGUUCUUUUCUCCUCAGACUACCCAAUUAUUAAAUUAAAACAGUAUUUGUUAUUUCUGGAUCAAUAUAAGGUACUGAUUUUUGAAUCAUAAUCAUUUGAACUAUGUUAGUUUAAACUGAUAUAUUUUCUUAAUGGUACCUGUUCAACAUAAAUUAGUCCUUGGGAAUGGACAUGUGGAGGAUUUCAUGGUAUGUGGGGCAGAAGGUAGGUGAAUGUGUUUGCUUUGGCUUGGAGCUUCUUAAGUUUGAACCAAUUUUAAAGUCAGUCAAAUUAUAAGUGAUUCGCAAAAGGCAUUUUUAUUAGUAUUGAAACUUUUUGGAGAGCCUGAGGGCUAUGAGAAUACAUAAUUUUUUUUUUAACAUUUCCAAUAUCUUUAAGGUACCAAAGUGCUGAGUCUCAUUUACCUUUUCAGGGAGACUCUUUAAAAUCAAAUUCAUGACUAAUCCAUAUAAGAUACAUAAUGGCUACAGUUUUAAUGUAAUUAAUAUUAAAAACCACUAGUCUUUAAAAUUUCUGGAUAUAAUAUAAAAAAUAUUUUGGCUUCAUUUCUUCUAAAAUAUUUAAAGUUAAUUAUCUGAGCUCUACCAUAUAAUUAUCUGAGCUCUACCAUAUACAAGAUCUAUGACCUCUACAUAAAUCAUUUAUCGUCUUUGGGCCUUCAUUGCCUUACAUAAAAUAAUUGUAACUUGUUCUGCCUACCUCACAGGGCUGUUGUGAGGAAUAAAAUGAAAUGGAGUAUGUGAAAUUGCUUCAACAACAGUAAAAUGCUGUGUAAAUGUAAGGUAUUAUUUUCAGUUAAUAAUAGAUUUAAGUGUUUGGAUACUUCCAGAUGCCGUUUACUUUGAUAAAGCAUGGGCUUAAAGUGAUAUCACCAGAACUUCAAAUGUGAUUUUUAAAAAACCAAAAUCCUGAUUUAAAUGUCCUUUAACAUUCUUUAGUUUGUGCAUGACUUGUGGCCUUUUUGUAUUUUCUCAUCAAGCCUGUUACUCUCUAUCAGUUUCUAGAACUGUAAAAUUUCUCCCACAGCAUUAGUGUGUCAGUGUAGAAUAGUAGCAUAAGUAAAUGGUUUAAGCUAUGUUUCCAUCCAGGCAUUUGCACUUUCAACGGAUGACUGCUCAGUGCCACAUGCAAAGACUGAAUUUGGCCUAAAUAAUUCUUCCCAAACAACCAAAUGGUUCAACAGUUUGUUGUCAUUGGAUACAUGAUGUAAGGUGUACAUGCCCACUUAACAUUUGACAACUUUUGUUGCACUUUCAUUUUUAAAAAAUACGAUGAAGCAUUUAGAAACCUUGUUAACCAGGAUAUAAUCUAAUAUCUCUCCUAACAUAUUUGUUUUGCUUUAAAUUGGAUUUAUUAAGUAGUUUACAGGUUAUCUUGAUCUACAGAUUAUUUGGUAUGUCUAUCAUCUCAACAUAGUUUUGCUAUGCAGUUCUGAUGAUAAAAAUUCUAAUUCCUCAGGUUUAACCUUUAAGUUACAGAUGAAGAACAUUAAUGAAUUACUUAUAAUGUACUCAGUGCUGCAAACUAGUGUUUUAAUAAGCAGAUUGCCUCAUUUUCCUUGGAAACAAGACAAAGCCUUUUAAAUGGUUUUUUAACUUUAAAAUAGAGUAUUCAAAGUGGAGUAACUUGUAUGUUGAAAUGAUUGUAUGGUCUGUAUAGAAUGACUGAGUUAAGUUUCACAAAAGCACCUGGAAUAUCUCAUCUAAAAAUUAAACGUUUUUUUUUCUGCUUU
This is a messenger RNA of Equus quagga, 7534 nucleotides long. It is a transcript of the gene FSD1L, whose product is annotated as fibronectin type III and SPRY domain containing 1 like. Gene Ontology annotation, molecular function: protein binding. The record is from RefSeq and is a predicted model, not a curated record. NCBI's taxonomy places the organism in Eukaryota, Metazoa, Chordata, Mammalia, Perissodactyla, Equidae. The transcript is spliced from 14 exons. The coding region runs from base 136 to 1659 and encodes 507 amino acids.